Molecule: messenger RNA, 4560 nt
Organism: Cryptomeria japonica (Japanese cedar)
Lineage: Eukaryota; Viridiplantae; Streptophyta; Pinopsida; Cupressales; Cupressaceae
Exons: 18
Coding region: 501-4121 (1206 amino acids)
Biological process (GO): protein phosphorylation; mitotic DNA damage checkpoint signaling
Cellular component (GO): nucleus
Molecular function (GO): protein serine/threonine kinase activity; ATP binding
Source: RefSeq, a predicted model, not a curated record
AGAUUAAAUAAUGAUCACGCGAGGAAUCCUCAGUGACAUCGAUCUUGCGGACGAAAUUUAUUCCCGCUUCAAGUUCAAAAUAAAUUCAAAAUUUUAAUUUCACCGUUGCCCGUGUUUGGCAUGCUCACAUCGAUGAUUAAACUCUACUCUCCUGGAAAGAAUUGAACCCGCGAGUGCAGCUUAGUUUCCGUUGCACAUAAUAAAAGCAAUUAACGUUUAAAUUUUAACCGCAUAAUUUUCACAGAUGAAAUCGUUUCUGGUUCUGCUCUAAUUCGUACGCAUACCGCAGUCUGGAGCUCUGAGACAGAGAGGGGUUCUCAUUUUUGUCGUCUUCAACAAAUCAGAAGUCAAUCAAGUGUCCAUUUGCAAGGCAAAAACAUUGGUUAUUUCUUGAUGCAGUGGUAAUCAUCUUCAUGUAGAAAUGGCAUAUGAUGACAAUAGAGGAGAUUUAAUUUUUUUAUCACUUUUAUUAUUUUAGCAUAUUGAGAGCUUAUAAAUUGAUGGAUGCUCAAGUCAGCCAGAUGGAAAAUGUUGUAAAUAAUACAGGGCUAAAUGGGAGUAAGAAUAUUAAAAAUAAUGACACCGAGUUAGAAGAUAGAUCAUGGUACAUUUUGACAAUGCUUAUCAGAAUAGGCUGCCCAAGCUUGCCUGAAGAGAUUUCGGAAAGGUGUACACUGUUCAGUAUAAGUCCAGUGGAAGUGGAGGCCCUAUGCUGUAUUCCUCAAUCACCAAUAUGUAUGACUGAAGCUCAUAUGGUGUCCUUUUCUGAAUUUUCAAUCCUUCUUUUCUAUAAUGCAUCUCAUAGGUUUGCCGAUCCCUUAGACCUUGUUGUACCGGAUACUCCUGUUUCUAGUUCUUCACCUUCAAGAACAUGCAGUAAGGGUGCUCGGCUAUAUUCUACUUUGCAGACACACACUUCAAAGGGAAACUCUCAUGCAAUCCAAGAAAACAAUCCCACGAGUCCCUGCUCUUUUGGUAUAGAUUUGAACAUAGAUUCAACAUCUGUUGCCAAUAGAAACUCUGCAUGCCAUGCCACUACAACAUGCAUGUCAAAGUUGGAUAGCAAUGUAAUUGGUGUUGCAGGUACUGGUACAGCUAAUAACAUACUACAAACAUUUUCUUCUCCUAGUAAAGAUCAGUCAGUUACAGGGUUUGUUUCUGCCAAACUAGUUGACCUGCCAUUUAAAUAUUCAAGAAAGAGGUUCAGAAAAGACCUUGUUUUGACAGAUGCUGGCUCUAGAAGCCCUCGUAAACCACUCAAAGUGGCAAGAUCUAUAUUUCCUAUAAGCAUAAAAAAUGUUGAACCUUUGCUUCCAACUGAACAACAAAGCUCAAAGCCUCCUGUAAAGCCAGUGAAUUCAGAGGUCACCAAUGAUGCGAAUCAACAUAAAAAGGAGUUGGAUAAUGGUGAGAUUUCUCAUUAUCAGUUGGCCUUGGAUGAUAUAAGUGCAUGCCAAUCUGCCAGACAGCAUGCCAUGAUAGAGAUUGGUUUUGAUGUCUUUGAUGACUCUAAACCCAACUGCCUUCUUGACAAUUCAAAUGCCAAGGUUAUCACAGACAAUGUUAUUAAUUUACAAAGAAUGGGUGGUGCAAUUCUGGAGGAUGUACUUGACAAGGAAAAUAGUAUUGAUGAACCUCUGAAAGCACUCUUGAAAUGUAAAUCACCAAAUAGAGAUGACUGCAUAGUCCAUAAUGGAAGUGAGCAGCAUGGUCUAGAAAUUCAUCCUCUGUAUAGUUAUGAUCUGGUAGCUUCUGAUUGUCAAAAUAAAUUCAACUUAGAAAAUAUUACUUAUCAUAAAAGUGACACAUGCAACCUCAAGAAAAUAAAUAGUGCAGUUGAUGGAAAUCAGUCUAAUGGGAUCAAACUAGAUUUGAUUUUGAAUUCUAUAUCUGAGGGCUCAGGACAAAAGAAUUCUCUUCUACUAAUGGAAGAUGGGAAAACCCCUGAAAUUUGUGAGGUGAAAGAAGAUGAUUUGGCAGGAUAUGACAGAAAGAAGGUUGUGGAGCCAAACCACCAUGUUUCAGACUUUUCUAUUCAACCAUUACAAGUUCCAGAUCUUAUUCGUAUUGAGAUCAGCAAGCCUGAUGUCAGAAAUCACAAUUUCACGGGCAAUGGAAAUGAUCUUAUUUGUUUACAGCAAUGUUCAACUUUAGGAGAUGUCAAUCUAGUCAAUGAAAAAACAUUCCAGAAAGAGUCUCAGUUGGACCAAGAAAGUGCAGAAGAGAAGAAUAUUCCUAGAUGCAAUUAUGGUAUCAUUGCCAACUACACUGAUAAGAAUAUCAUCAUGGAUAACGAAGCCUUAAAUUUUACAAAGAAUUCCCCAUCAAAAAUGCUAGAUACUAGUUAUGUUAAGAGCAUUGGAACAACGAAAGCUAUUCUUAGCCAAGAGUACAAAAAUAGUUCUUGUAAACAGAAGACAAAAGGAUGUGGAAAGGGCUCAGCAUUUGAUAAGGGAGUAACUGCUGGAGAUACAAUGUCCUCUCAGAUAGAGUCAAGACACCUUCCUAUUUUCACGCUUUUCACAGUAGAGGAAGAGGAAGGUUCAGGUGGUUAUGGCACAGUGUACAAGGCUCGAAGGAAGCAAGAUUCAAAAAUUUUUGCAAUAAAAUGUCCUCUUGAGAAAACUCCCAAAACAAGCGUGAAAAAUGAAAUUCUAAUGCUCCAGAGAUUUGGUGGAAGCGAUUUUAUUAUAAAGCUUGAAGAUGUAGUAGAAAAUAAUGGACAGGACUGCCUCAUUCUUGAAUAUGUGGUUCAUGAUAAGCCAGAGGUUCUUAGAAGAGAAAUAAUUAUCUCGGAGCUUCAAUGGUAUGGAUUUUGUAUGUUCAAAGCACUUGCUACUUUGCAUAAGCAGGGAGUUAUCCAUAGGGAUGUUAAACCAGGAAACUUUCUCUUUUCUAGAAAUAUGAAUAGGGGUUAUCUCAUCGAUUUCAACUUAGCUCGAGAUCAAUAUGACUCUUUUUCAAAUAAGUCCACUAUAUCUAUCUCUGCUAGGAGAAGCCUUAGGUCCCACAUGGUUGAAAAUGGGACCUCAUAUCAGAGAAAUGUCAAUGAUGGCAGAUCGUUGAAUUUAAGGAAGCCAAAUAUAAUUGGGUCACAAACUGAAGUUGUUUUUGCCUCUCGCUCAAAGAUGUCAGCCUAUUCUACAAAGGAGAAAGUAAAAAUAUCUAGCAAACCAUUAGCCACUUGGUGUGAGAACAAAGAAAACCAUGAUGUACCCUUGAAACAUCCAAUGCAAGCAGCAUCUUUGGGGCCAAGUGAUAUAAGAUUCCAUAGGAAAUUUGGUGAUGAAAAUGUAAAUACUAGGGAUAGAGCUAAAUUGGGUGGCUUAUUGUAUCCAAACAAUCUUGCAAGUGGAUGGACACAACCAGGAGCAGAAGCUGCAAGAGAACCAUUACCCAAACAGGGAAGGAAGGAACUAUUAAACUUGGUGCAAGAAGCACGACAGAAUUCUCAGCAACAUGCAUCAUCACUUUCUAUCUGUUCACGGAAACGAGUUGCUGCACCUCAAGGGAGAUUGGAAACAGAUGCUGCGAAUAAAUUGCAUGUUUCACUGAUUCCAUUAAAUUCAAAUAAUCAAACAUUCCCUAAGGGUUUGAGUACUCUUCCAAAUAACACAGGUAUCCAAAAAUGUAAAAGAGAUGGUCCAUGUGUGGGAACAAAAGGCUAUCGAGCUCCAGAGGUAUUACUGAGAUCAUUACAUCAGGGUCCUAAACUUGAUAUCUGGUCAGCUGGAGUUACGUUGCUGAAUUUUGUUGUUGGAAAAUCACCAUUUCCUGCUAGUAGUACUGACCAAGCUAUAAAAGACAUUGCCAACAUGCGGGGUGUUGAAGAUAUUUGGGAGCUUGCCAAGCUUCAUGAUCGGCGGCAAUCUUUGCCACAGGACCUACAUUCAGUUCAAUUUGAACAUAUGACAAUAAAAGAAUGGUGUAAGAAGAAUAUCAAGAGACCAGAGUUUUUUGAAUUCAUUCCUGUGUCACUGUUUGAUCUUAUUGAGAAAUGCCUGUGUGUGAGUCCUCAACAAAGGAUAGAUGCAGAUGAAGCUCUCAAGCACGAUUUUUUUGCUCCAUGUUGUGAAGAAUAUGAGAAGCAGAGAGCAUCGAAGGAUUCAAGUAUGCUUUGAAGCUUAUGUGAAGCAGCGUUUACAUCGCUGGAACCCGAUAUCAUCUGUAUCAUUCAAUUGUCCUAUGAAUUUGGGUUGUUAAGAUUGCCAUUCGAGGUGGAAUAUUCAGACUUGUGAUUGACUGUUUGAGGCUCAUCUUCAAAGCCUUGUUAUUUUCCCUCAAAAUUUCUUUGAAGCAUAUAGGCUUAUUCUUUUAGCCUUAAGGAGAACAAUGUUGCUUUUAAACAAUAGUCCAAGUGACAUCUCGCAAGGCUAUGAUCAUGUACCAUAUUGUACCAUAGGUAAUUAGAUUGAAAUUUUAGCUAGGUCUUCUAACUUGGAUAUAUAUGAAAAACAAUCUCUAUAUACUUCAUCAGGAAUGAUCUUAAUUGCCAAUGAUCUGAAUGGCAAUCUAACUGCUUGUACACUUUUCUUUCCCAAUGACUCCCUUCUAGAAUCA